AUGGACGACGUAGCGACAGAACUCACCGAGCGCUUUGAGCGCUACUGCGAUACCAAGGACGAUGAAUUCCCUGCCGAUGUUCUCGCCGAAUUGCAGUCCAUGUGCCGGUUAUACUCCAUCUCGCCCGAAGAGUUGGACUUCAAGUGGCAGGCGUACAAUAUGAAAAUGGGGGGAGAAGAAAACAAAAUGGAUGUCAAGACGGCACAAGACUUUAAGAAGACUAUACAGGACGCAUUGGAGCGAGAAAGCAGAGGCAAGGCACAGCAAAGAAACGAAGUCAAGCGGGGUCAGCCAACACCAAGAGCAAAGGGCGGGGACAUGUAUGACAUGCUAGAAGGGCUUGUUCCCAAUACACCACGUCCAAGUGCUCCCAGCGGGGUUAAUGGCAGCACCGUCAAGCGCAAAGCCAACUUCCAAACACCGGGAGGUAAAGCGAACAAGGCACAUGAAAUGAGCUCACCGGGAGGCUUCAUGACACCAAAGGCCGAGACUUCGGGCGGACCUGUCUUUGACUUCGCCUCUCGUACCAACGCAAACGAUAUCACAGAACAGUUCAUGCAGGGUGAUAUUGCUAUCCCAGAGCCACCUUCGGAAGAGCCCAAGGAACCUCGCAUCAAACUCAAGGCCAACACAGACAUGUCCAAGUUCUCGUACCGGACCAUGGCAAUGAAGCUUUCCGAAGCAUCAGAAGUACUGGACGACAGGAUCGACGAGUUCCGUGAUAUCCUCAAAGAAUUCGCAGGUCUCGACGAGAGCGCAUUUGGCAAUCCCAACUACGCAUCGCCCAGCGAGAUUAUUGCUGUUGGGAGGAUAGCGUGCGAUACGAGCGAAGGCAAGCUAAAUACAGCAUCACUUGUGCUUGAAGGCUCGCGGCGGCAUGGCUCGGGGCGUCGCGUACCGCUCAACGUCGAGGGGCUACAGUCGUACAACUUCUUUCCCGGUCAAAUUGUCGCACUGCGCGGUACGAACGCAUCCGGCGACUCUUUCGUGGUCUCCGAGGUCCUUUCACUGCCACUUUUGAACCCACCUGCUACAAAGCCAGACGAGCUUGAUGCCAUAAACGCACGAUAUCUUGACACACCCGACUCUGACCCAGACAAUGUCAGACCUCUAACUCUGAUGAUUGCGUCUGGACCCUACACAACGGAGCAAAACCUUGAUUUUGCGCCUCUACAUGCUUUUCUAGAUAAGGCUGCAGAAGCGUAUGCGGACUCUAUCAUCUUGGUUGGUCCCUUUCUCGAUGCAGAACAUCCUCAAAUUCGGUCGGGAGAUUUCGAUGCUCCACCAGGCGUAAAUCCAGAUCAGGCGACUAUGACUGAUCUAUUCCGCCACCACAUCUCGAGCGCCAUCCAAAGCUUCCACAAACGCGUACCGACGUGUAAUGUGCUCUUGGUACCCAGCCUACGGGAUGCACACCACCACCAUGCUGCUUUCCCACAGGACAAGUUUAUCAAAAAGGAGCUUGGCUUCGGCGCAGCAGGGAAGAUGGUGCAGUGCGUCACGAACCCCAUGACUGUCAGCAUGAAUGAGAUGACAGUGGGCAUGUCUUCACUUGACAACCUUGACAUGCUCCGAAGAGAAGAGCUUACAGGUGGCAAAGCGCGAGCAACAAACAUUUAUGAACGGGGUGCUCGCAACAUGAUCGAGCAGCGGAGUUUCUUGCCUCUAUUUCCGCCUACUGGGAGAGAGAAGCAGCAAUUUAUGCCUACGCCAAUUGAGGAAAAGGUGAUGAAGAACAACACUGCUAAUGGUGAAAGGAAAGAAGGAGAAGAGGUAGAUGAAGAGCAAGCGCCUAGUCCGUUCCUCCCCCUUGGUACAAUGCUAGACACCAGCUAUCUCAAACUGGGUGAGAUGCUCAACGUACGGCCUGACAUACUGAUCACACCCAGUGUGCUCCAGGGCACUGUCAAAGUGGUCGAGUCUGUAUUGAUAGUCAAUCCUGGCACAUUGUCCAAACGGCGUGCAGCUGGAACGUAUGCACGGGUGAUUGUUCAGCCUGCUACUGUCAGCGAUGCGGACCGGGCGAAAGGGGUGGCUAUGGCACACAAGCUCUGGGAACGAACACGGGUGGAUAUUGUACGAAUCUAG
Messenger RNA from Bipolaris maydis ATCC 48331, 2088 nucleotides. Lineage: Eukaryota; Fungi; Ascomycota; Dothideomycetes; Pleosporales; Pleosporaceae. The record is from RefSeq and is a predicted model, not a curated record.